Messenger RNA from Sorex araneus (European shrew), 1434 nucleotides. RefSeq names its product interleukin 3 receptor subunit alpha (gene IL3RA). Bases 1 to 1161 code for a protein of 386 amino acids. The transcript is spliced from 11 exons. NCBI's taxonomy places the organism in Eukaryota, Metazoa, Chordata, Mammalia, Eulipotyphla, Soricidae. The record is from RefSeq and is a predicted model, not a curated record.
AUGCUGGUGUCCAGCUCGUCCACCCCUCCUGCGGCCGGCUCUGCCCUCCCCGUGACCUUCCUCUGGCUGCCCACGCUCCUGGGGGCCACCCCCAGCCCGCCGCCCGCCGCUGACCAGGGCCCGGCCGAGCCCGGCUCCCCCAUCUGGAACCUGCGCGUGGACCCAGCUCAGCGGAGACUCACGUGGGACCUUUGGGACAACAUCACGGAUGUCGUCUGCAUCCGCGGCUCGGGGAACGUCCGCACGGCCACGGCGCGGAGCCACUGCCAGUACCCCUUCCUGCCCAGGUGCCACCCCACCAACUUCACCGUGCGGACCACCCGGGGGCCACGCUUCUCCGCCUCGAUCCUCUACCCGCUGUCUGUACCAGCUACACUGGGAGGACCUGCGGUAGGUGGCCGUGUGGGAGGGAGGGAGGGAGGGAGAGAGGCAGGUGGGCUCCGAGAGAGACUCAGCAUCCAGUGCUCCCCUAGGACGCGGCAGGUGCGGGCAUGCCAGCACUACGGCAGGGACCCGCGGGGCGUGCACGUGUCCUGCGACUUCAGGGGCCUCUUUGGGGCCUCCGGGAACCUGCAGCGGUUCUGGGUCACCGGCAGCAGCGGGCAGGGGCCCAUCCCGUGCGCCGAGAUCCUGCACCGGCUGCCCGAGAUCGAGAGACUGGCGCCCCGCAACGUCAGCAGCACCUGCAACGGGUCCCGCGCGGAGCUGCGCUGGGCCGCGUCCAGCCGCCUGCAGUCCGGCUUCCAGUACCAGGUGCAGACGCAGCAGGGCGGCAACGCACCCCAGACACUCACGACCUGGGAGAACCAGCUGUCUCUGCCGCACGCGGGCGACUUCGUGGUCCGGAUCCGCGUGCAGGGCCUGGACUACGGCCACUGGGGGCCCUGGGGCAGCCCUCUGCGCUUCAGCUGCCAGGUGGAAGACCCCACGACCCCCGGAGGAGUGUGGGCGCCCGCGUUACUGGCCGUGCUGGGCGCGCUGUUAGCGGCCACAGCCACGCUGGUCCUGUGGUCCAGGUCCUCGCUGCCCGAGAAGCUGUUCCCCCCCAUCCCCCGGCUGCGGGACCCCCUCCGUGAGCAUCUGCCCAGCGGCCAGCUGGUGUUCCAGGACAAGCAGGAGUGCCCAGUGCCCGCCACUGUGGAGAUCGUGCAGGAGUUGUGAUGCUCUGGGUGUGAUUGGGACACCGGGCGGCCUGAUUUUGGGUCCACACACGGCACAGCCCUGCCGGCAGGGCUCUGGGAUACACUAUUAAACACUUAAGUGUCUCUACGGUGGUGCUUGGCUGUGCAAAGGCCCUGGGGUUCCCCGUUGACGAGCAGGGAAGGGGGCGGGCCACACCCCCAACUCCGCAGUGGCCCUGAUGGAUGGCAGUCUGGGUGUGAGACUGUGCAAAGGCCCAGUGGGAGGGGACAGACCCCACCCAAGUCAACAGUG